AGCCUCCGUUCCCCGCGCCUCCCGACACGGAGAAUUCACAGGCAGCGUGCACGGGAAUAAGCGGCAGCAAUCGAUAACAGACCGGAGGAAGAGAGAAAUGGUGAAUGAAUAAUGCACGUGGAGGAGUAGUCGGGGCAUGACCUGCUAGCACCGGAUGGCCCGAUUCCGGCCUUAUUGCACACAUUUCCAGAUGAAAGAAGAGCAGGCGCAUGGCUGAGGCUGCCAAGGAGCCCUUCCCCGGGAAGGGGUGAAUCCCAAAGUAUUUUCAGUCUCUCCCGUUGUAGCUAAGAAGUUAGCAGGAUGCCCCCGGGCAUUUACUGCCCUAUGGAAUUCUGGUCCAAGGGGGAAAACCAGAACAUCCAGGUGGACUUCCUGCUGCCCACAGGCAUAUACUUGAACCUCUCUGUGUCCUGCAAUGCCAGCUUGGGCACCAUCAAGCAGGUGGUGUGGAAGCACGCUCAGUAUGAGCCGCUCUACCACAUGCUCAGUGACCCCGAGGCCUACGUCUUCACGUGCAUCAACCAGACAGCUGAGCAGCAAGAGCUGGAGGAUGAGCAGCGGCGGCUUUGUGACAUCCAGCCCUUCCUACCGGUACUGCGGCUUGUGGCUCGAGAAGGCGACAGAGUCAAGAAGGUUAUUAACUCCCAAAUCAGCCUGCUCAUUGGGAAAGGUUUGCAUGAGUUUGAUUCCAUGCAGGAUCCAGAGGUGAAUGAUUUCCGCACCAAAAUGUGCCAGUUCUGCGAGGAGAGAGCAGCAAAGCGGCAGCAGCUCGGCUGGGCAGCUUGGAUGGAGUACAACUUUCCCUUGCAGCUGGAGCCCAUGGCCAAAGGCUUUGGGACUGGACUCCUGCAUACCCCCACCAAGAACAUUUUUGUCAACGUCAAGUUUCAGUCUGGUGGGGAGAGCUUCACUUUCCAGAUCUCCCCAGAUGAGUUCCCCAUCACGUUAAUGAGCUACGCUAUCAAGAAACAGGCUACUGUCUUCCGCCAUGAGACAAUGGAGAGCCCGGAGGACUAUACCCUGCAGGUCAAUGGGAAGUACGAGUAUCUGUAUGGAAACUACCCCCUGUACCAGUUCCAGUAUAUUCGCAGCUGCCUGCACCGAGGCCUAACGCCCCACCUGACCAUGGUACACUCGUCCACUAUCAUUGCUAUGAGAGAUGAGCAAAUCAACUGCAUUGCCAACACCCCAAAGAUGUCUCCGAAGCCUCCCCCACUCCCCAAGAAAAAGCCAAACUACAGUUCUCUCUGGUCCUUAGAGCAGCCUUUCUACAUUGAGCUGGUGCAAGGCAGCAAGGUCAAUGCAGAUGAGAGAAUGAAGCUGGUGGUGCAAGCAGGUCUCUUUCACGGCAAUGAGAUGCUGUGCAAAAUGGUGUCAAGCUCCGAAGUGAACGUGUGCUCAGAGCCCGUGUGGAAGCAAAGGCUGGAUUUUGAUAUCAACAUCUGUGAUCUUCCCCGCAUGGCGCGGCUCUGUUUUGCCCUCUAUGCUGUCAUCGAGAAGGCAAAGAAGGCACGCUCCACCAAGAAGAAGUCCAAGAAAGCUGACUGCCCCAUCGCCUGGGUGAAUGUCAUGCUCUUCGACUAUAAGGACCAGCUGAAAACAGGGGAGUGCUGCUUGCACAUGUGGUCCUCCUUUCCAGAUGAGAAAGGUGAACUUCUGAACCCCAUGGGCACAGUACAAUGCAACCCCAACACGGAAAGUGCAGCAUCCUUGGUCAUCUGCUUCCCCAGCGUUGCAUCACAUCCUGUGUAUUACCCAUCAUUUGAGCAGCUGCUGGAGUUGGGGAGGAAUGGAGAACCACCCCGCACUGCAGCAGAAGAUCCAGAGGAGAAGCUGCAACUGAAGGAGAUACUGGAGCGAAGGAGCCACAUUGAGCUCUAUGAGCAUGAGAAAGACCUGGUGUGGAAGAUGAGAUAUGAUAUCCGUGACCAGUACCCACAAGCUUUGGCAAAGCUGCUUAUCAUCACCAAAUGGAACAAGCAUGAAGAUGUUGCCCAGAUGAUUUCCCUGCUUCAGUCCUGGCCAGAGCUGCCUGUCCUGAAUGCCUUGGAGCUGCUGGAUUUUAGCUUCCCUGACCGUUAUGUUGGCUCCUUUGCUAUCAACUCAUUAAAGAAGCUGACAGAUCAUGAAUUGUUCCAAUACCUGCUGCAGCUUGUCCAGGUGCUCAAGUAUGAAUCCUACUUAGACUGUGAAUUAACCAAGUUCCUGCUGGAUAGGGCAUUAUCCAACCGUAAGAUAGGCCACUUCCUGUUCUGGCAUCUCAGGUCAGAAAUGCAUGUCCCUGCAGUUGCCUUGAGGUUUGGCUUGAUCCUGGAAGCAUAUUGCAGAGGCAGCACCCAUCAUAUAAAAGUUUUGAUGAAACAGGGAGAAGCACUCAACAAGAUGAAAGCUCUGAAUGACUUUGUUAAAGUGAGUUCUCAGAAGGCCACCAAGCCUCAAACCAAAGAGAUGAUGCAUGUGUGCAUGAAGCAGGAAACUUAUCUUGAAGCACUUUCCCACCUCCAGUCUCCCCUGAACCCCAGCAUUAUCCUCGCUGAAGUUUGUGUGGAUCAGUGCACCUUUAUGGACUCCAAAAUGAAACCUUUAUGGAUUGUUUUUAAUAAUGAAGAGACAGGUGGAGGUGGAGUGGGUAUCAUUUUUAAAAAUGGAGACGAUCUUCGUCAGGACAUGCUGACUCUGCAGAUGAUCCAGCUGAUGGAUGUUCUGUGGAAGCAGGAGGGCCUGGACCUGAGGAUGACCCCUUAUGGCUGCCUCUCCACAGGAGACAAGACUGGGCUGAUAGAAGUAGUCAUGCAUUCAGAUACCAUCGCUAACAUCCAGCUGAACAAGAGCAACAUGGUGGCCACUGCAGCCUUCAACAAGGAUGCACUGCUCAACUGGCUAAAGUCCAAGAACCCAGGUGAUGCAUUAGAACAAGCUAUAGAGGAGUUCACGCUCUCCUGUGCUGGGUACUGUGUGGCAACGUAUGUGCUGGGGAUAGGGGACCGGCACAGCGAUAACAUCAUGAUCCGGGAAACCGGCCAGCUGUUCCAUAUUGAUUUUGGUCACUUUUUGGGGAACUUCAAAACCAAAUUUGGUAUUAACAGAGAACGAGUUCCUUUCAUCUUAACCUACGACUUUGUGCAUGUCAUCCAACAAGGAAAAACUAACAACAACGAGAAGUUUGAAAGAUUCAGAGGUUAUUGUGAAAAAGCCUAUAUGAUUCUGAGGCGCCAUGGUCUUCUCUUCCUGCACUUGUUUGCACUGAUGAAAGCUGCUGGCCUGCCAGAACUCAGCUGCUCUAAAGACAUUCAGUAUCUAAAGGAUUCCCUAGCUCUCGGUAAAACAGACGAGGAGGCACUAAAGCACUUCAGACUAAAGUUUAAUGAAGCCCUGCGAGAGAGCUGGAAAACCAAAGUGAACUGGCUAGCACACAACGUAUCCAAAGAUAACAGACAGUAGAGCAACUGAGUCAGCCUGCACACUUGCUCCGAGAGAAUGUAAUGCCACUUGCACUGAAUCCAGCCAUUGUAGACUGUUCUAUAAAGACUGAUGAAUGUUGCUGUGUUCAAGAUCCCUCACCUGCAUUCCCAGAGGUCACACUUUUCUGCACGACUGAAGAUUGUUGGACUGUUGUCAGCUGCCUAAUCAUGCCUGCUCUAGAUCUUUGGGGGACAAGGGGCAGGCAUGAGGCAGUAAAAUUACUGCACGCAGUGAAAGGUAGGUAGAUGUGCUGUAUCCUUAAGAACUUGUUAAGCUUCAAAUACAUCUUCUAAUGGAAGUGUUCAGGCUGUUGUAACAUCCCUUAAAGUCAUUAAGUGGGCUAACGUGUCUAUUUUCUUGACAAUUCAGCUGAACACUGAAAAGCUACUAUCUUAUAGCUCUUAUACUGUAGCUGUUCUUCUAGGCUCCUACCAUUACAGCUCAGAGGCUUUAACUCACUACGUGAUCACUCUUUCUAGCCUGUUUCAGUGUGCAGCAAGGUAGGUCAGUCUAAAUCACCUCUGAAACCUACUUGUGUGAAUUGUUUUACUCUGCAGUGUGACAGGGAAGAUAUCCUUACUAUUGUAUUACUAUGCCUCUGCUUCAGAGGCCAAAGUGUUCUGAAAUGGAACUGGAAUCCAGCUGUUGCUGUCUAAAAGCUGAUGCUACAAGAACAGGCUUGGGUCAGCCUAAUGUGGGUUAUGUACAUUUGUUUGCUUCCCUAAAUCAGACUUUAAUUCAACCUCAAGCCGCUCCUGGAUUUCUGUGCUUUUUCUGUUCUUAAGCCUGAAAACGUUAAAAUUGCAUUUUGAAAAUUGGCAAGUAAGUGGUUGCUACAUGUACCUCCUGGUGGGGUACAUUAGAGCUAGUUUGCCACCUGGCUUCCCUCUACUCCAUGCAUGCAGGGCGCUGGCCUACACCUACGUAAUCACUAGGAUACAACACUGUAGUCCUGUGUCAGCUGGGACAGAUGGCACCAUUCUGUGCUUAAGUUAUUUGGCCAGUCUGCCUUCCUGUGGAACGAUAGAGGAGUGCCAGAUGAGUGGGUUUAACACUGAAAAAUUACUUACAAUAAGUUGCAUCUCAAUUCAUCUUACAAAUUUGUUCUCUGUUCUUUUCCAACGUACAUCCUGCUCUCAACUAAGGUACAUGACUUUUUGUCUGUUAUUAGAGCUGGGGUGCAAAGACUCUGUGUCUGUAUGGGGUGGUGCAGCCAAAGAGCAAGGUGCAGCCAUCUGUGCUGGUAUUUACAGCUGGACAAACUGUUCCAGCCUUCUCCUGCUCUCACUGCUGCCUACCUCUUUUUCCCAAGUGGAAUCUCCUCUCCCACAAGGUGCUGUUGUUAAUCAUGUAUUUCUACUCCUGUGUCAUAUUUUUGUUUCCAGCUAGCGUCCUCACCUGGUGGGCAGUUCUGAGCACUGGUGUUGCAAAGGGACAGAUGAACAAGAGCCACUGCUGUCCCUCUGUGCCUCACAUGAGCACAGUGAGGUGCAUCAAGCGGGCUGCAGCCUAUGGGUCAUGCUGGAAGAUAAGUAGUCUGGUUAGUAUCUGCUUCCUUUAGCAGUUCCCUGAGGUGCUUUCUUUCCAUUUCCCUGUGUUCUCCACAACAUCAUGUUCCUAUGAAGGUGCUAUCAUUCCUACCUGUUAAGGAAUGACAAAGUCAUUCAAUUUUCAAGACAUCACUAAAGCUGAAUCAGAUCUUUGAUUGUAUGCCCUUAACUAGGUUGAACAACGCUAGAUCUAGAUGAUCUUUCAAGGUCCCUUCCAAUCCCUAACAUUCUGUGAUUCUGUAAAAUACAGGCAUUUCAUAUCACGUUUCCUAAGUGACAAGAAAUCCAAGUACUGUCAAACAGUGGUCUACUCUCAUAUAAAUUUAGCUUCCAUGCCUGGUUUGAAUUAUUUUUGCCUAAAACUUAACACAAAAACAGACAGUUUCAGACAGAGGCUGAAUUGAACUGUUUAUUCUUAGUAGAUCUUCCCUGUUAUGGGCUAAAUUUGAGUCAAUACUGUUUUUGCAUCCAGCAUCUAGGUACAACUCAUUCUUGACUUUUAGCUUUUAAAAACAGGUACUCCUGUUACUUCAAAGCAAACAAAAUGCUUCCAGAUGAUGCUGGCUAAGCCCAUUGUUUUUUAAAAAACACAAGUUCAAACAUUUUUCGUAAGCUGCAUAACUAAGUUAAUACUGCCUUAAAGUAACUUCUACCUCUGUAUAUUAUGUUUGGUAUGCAUGAAACAACUUUAAU
Messenger RNA from Oxyura jamaicensis (ruddy duck), 5705 nucleotides. RefSeq names its product phosphatidylinositol-4,5-bisphosphate 3-kinase catalytic subunit delta (gene PIK3CD). The coding region runs from base 301 to 3441 and encodes 1046 amino acids. Gene Ontology annotation, molecular function: 1-phosphatidylinositol-4-phosphate 3-kinase activity; 1-phosphatidylinositol-3-kinase activity. Gene Ontology annotation, biological process: cell migration; phosphatidylinositol-mediated signaling; phosphatidylinositol 3-kinase/protein kinase B signal transduction. The transcript is spliced from 24 exons. NCBI's taxonomy places the organism in Eukaryota, Metazoa, Chordata, Aves, Anseriformes, Anatidae. The record is from RefSeq and is a predicted model, not a curated record. Gene Ontology annotation, cellular component: plasma membrane; cytoplasm; phosphatidylinositol 3-kinase complex.